Drosophila obscura is the source of this 1992-nucleotide messenger RNA. RefSeq names its product alpha-soluble NSF attachment protein (gene alphaSnap). The record is from RefSeq and is a predicted model, not a curated record. Gene Ontology annotation, cellular component: vacuolar membrane; SNARE complex. Gene Ontology annotation, biological process: SNARE complex disassembly; intracellular protein transport. Gene Ontology annotation, molecular function: soluble NSF attachment protein activity; syntaxin binding. The transcript is spliced from 4 exons. Lineage: Eukaryota; Metazoa; Arthropoda; Insecta; Diptera; Drosophilidae. Bases 160 to 1038 code for a protein of 292 amino acids.
AGUGCCCUCGAUGGUUUGACACCUCUAUGGUACUGCUAUUGAUUUUCGUAAAAAUAAAAAAGUUUCCCAAUAGGUCUCUUAAAACUAGGGUCCAGCCGAGCCCUAUUUAGUUUUUGUAUUUAAAUGCAAUUGUACACAAAGCGAACAUAAUUCCUCAGAAUGGGUGACAACGAGCAGAAGGCCCUGCAGCUGAUGGCUGACGCCGAGAAGAAGUUGACACAACAAAAAGGAUUUCUGGGCUCUCUUUUCGGAGGCUCAAACAAGGUUGAAGAUGCCAUCGAGUGCUAUCAGCGUGCUGGCAACAUGUUUAAAAUGUCAAAGAACUGGACAAAGGCUGGCGAAUGUUUUUGCGAGGCAGCCACUUUGCACGCCCGCGCUGGGAGUCGCCAUGAUGCAGGCACCUGCUAUGUGGAUGCCUCCAACUGCUACAAAAAGGUUGAUGUUGAGAACGCCGUCACCUGUCUGAUGAAGUCCAUAGACAUUUACACGGACAUGGGUCGAUUCACGAUGGCCGCCAAGCACCACCAAAGCAUCGCUGAAAUGUACGAGGCUGAUUCCAACACUCUGGCUAAAUCGAUUCAACACUAUGAGCAGGCUGCCGACUACUUUAAGGGCGAGGAGUCUGUUAGCUCGGCCAACAAGUGCAUGCUGAAGGUGGCCCAGUACGCAGCCCAGUUGGAGGACUACGAGAAAGCAAUAUCAAUAUACGAGCAGGUGGCAGCCUCGUCACUAGAAAGCUCGCUGCUCAAGUACAGCGCCAAGGAGUACUUCUUUCGUGCGGCUCUGUGUCAUUUAAGUGUCGAUCUGCUGAAUGCACAGCAUGCAAUCCAGAAAUAUGCGGAGCAGUAUCCAGCAUUCCAGGACUCGCGAGAGUUCAAGCUCAUCAAGAUUUUGUGCGAGCAUCUUGAGGAACAGAACAUUGAGGGCUUCACAGAAGCAGUUAAGGACUACGACAGCAUCUCACGAUUGGAUCAGUGGUACACCACCAUAUUACUUCGAAUCAAGAAGGCUGCGGACGAGGAUCCCGAUUUGCGAUAAAUUAUUCCAAACACACACUAUCUGAUCUGAUAAAUUCACAUAAACAUUUACUAAAUGCUUUAUUCGUUUUGGAAAUUAAUAUACCUAUACAAUAUAACGACAAAUUAAUUAAAAAAGUGGCACUGCUCGUCACAGAAAAAAGACACACAUAAUCCGAAAAAAAAGGAGCAAACUUGCAGUUGAAUAAUAAAUUAAGCAGCCGCCCCAUAAAAUGCCAGCUUCUUUCGAAUGGGUAAUGCUAUCAACUCAGAAUAUUCCCAGACGAAUAUAUUAGCUCUUGCAACGAAUAAAAAAUAAAAAUCAAGCCAAAUGCCACUAUUAAUAUUAUGUUUGGAAAAUUGUGCAAAUUCUGUUAUCUGUAAUCAUUUUAUUUGAAGAUUUAUAAGAAUGCCGCCAUGUGUGGCAUGUAACACGGUUAUUUUUUCCGGUUUUUGUGUUACAUUUGUUAUAUUCUUUUUAAUUAGAAAAAUGUUGAAUUAGCUGCUGUUUCAUUUGAAAAGUUGUAGCUUCUAGAAUCAGAAAGUUUUAUUGUGUGAACAUUGAAAAAUAAUUAUAAAAAAAAUGAAUGUUUUAACCGAUUUUGAUGUUUAUUGAAUCAAGUUAAACCUCCCCCCUCCAUUGAUAAUGCACAGAGAAAAGUAAACGAGUUUUAGAAUACGCAACCUACCAACUAUAUAUGUAUGUCCAUAAAUGUAUCGAAAAUUAUCCCCCUAUAAAUAAUAUUCAAACGAGAGUAAUGAAAUCUUAUAAAAUACUUGAGGGUCACAUUUAUUGAAAAUUCCAUCUCGCAAAUGUUUUGAAAUGUUUAGUAGAUUAUAUGGUAAUUCCUAUAAACGUGUAUGAGAAAUAUUCAAAUCCAAUAAACAGAAUUACAAUAUACUAUACGGGUCAGAGAAUUGUACACCCUUGCGGUUGAAAAGCCAAUUAUUAAAUGGAUAUUCCACCAUACACAUA